Fonsecaea erecta is the source of this 2946-nucleotide messenger RNA. RefSeq lists its product as hypothetical. Gene Ontology annotation, cellular component: mitochondrion. NCBI's taxonomy places the organism in Eukaryota, Fungi, Ascomycota, Eurotiomycetes, Chaetothyriales, Herpotrichiellaceae. The transcript has 5 exons. Bases 1 to 2946 code for a protein of 981 amino acids. The record is from RefSeq and is a predicted model, not a curated record.
AUGGCAGUUACUAACAUCUCGUUUGAUCAGCCUCUCAUUGCGCAACAGGUUACUUGUUAUUACCCCAUCAGCGACAUAUACUCACCCACUCCGCGGUAUCUGUACUAUGUCCUCCUCGCCUUGAGCUUUAUCACGGCCAGCCACGGUUGGGUUGCCCACAUCAUCUUCGGCGCGGCGGUCUCAUAUGCCGCCACCGCAUCGAUUCAAGCCUUUAUCUUGCUAUCCGCCCGGCAUGGUCUACCUCCGGCGCAGAAUGUCACGGUAGCCCACCUGAUUCCAACGGGCGCAUCAAAUAGCUUGCAGGCUCUGGCACCAAACUCUACCUCAAUUCCUGUACAGCCGGACUACCUAGAGCUCGAUAUUGACGCGGUUACUUGCAUCGUGAUCACUGCAUAUCUUGUGGGCUUACCACUGCAAUGCUGGUCAAGCACUGCGAGAACAAGUCGAAUCCUCCAUCUGCUGAUCUUCCUCUGGAACAUGAUGAUGCUGGCAGGCUCAAUAUCAGUACUUGUCCUUUGGCCCUCCCUGAAUGUUGCACCUCCACAAUAUCGAUUCUGCUAUGCAGGCAUUGAUGACGGCGAUACCAUGCAAAGCCCUGGGUGGGACGAUCAAUACUGGGCCGGGUCUUGGAAUUCAACCAUCUAUGGCCUGUUUGGCCCAUCACUCAUUGACAACGAACGAUGGUUAAACCUUUCGACAAAUUGUUUCUACCCAUGCUUCAACACCUCACAAAUUCUGCGUGAGUCGAACCGGCUAAGGGCGACAGUGGUCGGCACGGAGAGGCCGGGCGAUAGUCUACACACUUGGAACGCCUGGGAAGGCGAUGAGUUCCAGCCCCUCGUUUAUACGGCUAUUGCGCUGUUUACGGCUGCGCAGCUAUUUCUUCUGGUUGUGGGGCGAUUGAAUCUGUGCACUUCGAGAGUGCCCAUACAUCGCCCAUUUCAGCUCUGGUUUCGCCGGAAGGAGAUCUUGCAUGGCUUCAUGGCUGACAUCAAGGCGGGUUAUUCGCAAACGAGAGAUUUUCUACGACACCCAAUGUCCUACUUCGCGUUGAUGCGGAACAUCAGAUUCCACCACGCAGCGAAAGUCACGAGAGUCCACAAGCACCCCGUCUCUCGCUUCGUGAUCGACAUCAUAACACUGUGUUUUCUUAUCGGGGUCAUGAUUUUUGGGCCGCUGAUCAUCAUCGCUUUCAUCAUAUGGAUCGAAGGCUAUAUCCACUCCGACGGCGAACCGAACGAGCAAAUUCAAGCCGUGGGCCAGUGGCAAUUCAUUGUCCAGAUCGGCAUCGUGCUUCUCGCCGCGGUGAUCCUGCGGCUGCGGUAUAGAGUGGCUUCAGAGGAAGAAAUUCAGAGAAAUCUGACACACGCCAAGCAUCACGUCGCGAAGCUGGAGAAGAUCGCGGAGCAGAAGCGAAGCGAAAGAGAAGCUGUGGCAACGAGGAGGGAGCAGCAAGGAAGUCGCAAAACUUUGCUCUGGCGUCGCUGGCUGUGGGAUGAACGUCGGCGGCGAGAAGAACACACCCUCAAAAUUGACCUCGGGGCUCUCGAACAUGUCGUAAGACAAGCUACGGGGUCAACAGCUGGGGUUGCGGUCCGAUUUGAGAAACUUACGGAAGGGGGUUCCAGUAAAGUGCUCCUCGCUGUGGUUGGGAAGCAGAGGGUCAUAGUCAAAAUUCCUGACCCGGUGGUCUCGCCACGGCUGGCCACAGCGAGCGAGGUUGCUACACUUGAGUUCUUACGGUCGGAACUGGAGGUGCCGGUGCCGAAAGUGUUCUCAUGGAAAGACAACAGUGACAAUCCAGUCGGAUGCGAAUACAUCGUCAUGGAAGAGGCUCAGGGGAAAGCCUUGAACACCACCUGGUCUCGCCUGAACAUGGACGCGAAAUUCACUGUCGUGGACGAAGUCCUAUCUAUUCACAAGCGGUUCAUCACCACCAAGCAUAUGUUCUCUGGGUAUGGGAUCACAUCGACCCGUACCCCGACUUAUUGUAUUGGUCCAAUGGCACACAAACACUUCAUGGAACCGGCGCUUAGAGCAUCCGGGGUGAACUGCGGCCCUUGGCGUACUCCACAAGAUUAUCUCGUCUCCAUUGCACACUCCUCAAUAGCACAAAUUGAGAUGAACCAAAGCAAGGAUACGAUCACUGAGGAUCCAUUCUCUAUCCCGGGAAGCACAGUUAGCAACACAUCGGCCGAGGCUGUGUCUGAUAUGCUGCGAACAUUGUGCAUGGCGAGACCACAUAUCCUUCCACAUGCCACAGAUCAACAUCAGCCGCUACUUUGGCAUCAGGAUCCUCACUUUGGCAAUUUAUUUGUAUCACCCGAAGGAAAGAUUACCUCCAUUGUCGAUUGGCAGGACACCAACAUUUUGCCGUUGUUCCUGGCAGUCCGAGUGCCUCAGGAAUUUCUCAAAGCUGCCAAAAAGGAAAGGCGGGAGGUCUGGGAGAGGUUUUGCCAGUCGGGGUUUCGGCAGUACUACGUAGCCAGCGUUAGGAAGACAGAUCCUGAUCUCGCUGCUAUAUUGGAUGACGAACAGUUGGGCCCCAUUCAAAAGCAGGUUCAAACAUUCUCCCGGAUACCGUUCAGACAAGAUGUUGACGCCCUUCUCCUGAGACAGACGCUGCUUCGAAUCCAGCGCAAUUGGGCUGCCUUCCUUUCUGGGGGAGAUGACGCUAUUCCAUGCCCGAUCAAGAUCGAGGCCGACGAGUUGGCGUGCCACCAGAAGGAUGGACGGCUUCACGGCGAGUUUCAAGACCUUCUCGAGGCUAGGAACAUACCCGUCGCUUAUGAGGGUUGGGUGCCACUCGACGAAUUUCGACAGCGAAAAAGAGAGCUGAAAGCUGUUAUAAAUGAGGUCAUCGAGUCUUUGGAGAGCGAGCAGCUACGUCAAGAGUUUAACGACAAGCUCCGUCAUUGGAAUCUGACAGACUGGGAAACGAAAUAG